This is a messenger RNA of Fragaria vesca subsp. vesca, 6987 nucleotides long. RefSeq lists its product as uncharacterized. The transcript is spliced from 14 exons. Bases 274 to 6192 code for a protein of 1972 amino acids. Gene Ontology annotation, biological process: reticulophagy; autophagosome assembly; piecemeal microautophagy of the nucleus. Gene Ontology annotation, molecular function: phosphatidylinositol-3-phosphate binding. Lineage: Eukaryota; Viridiplantae; Streptophyta; Magnoliopsida; Rosales; Rosaceae. The record is from RefSeq and is a predicted model, not a curated record. Gene Ontology annotation, cellular component: phagophore assembly site; extrinsic component of membrane.
GACGCCGACGCGGAAAAGGAAACGCAGAAACACACGACACCAAAAAAAAGAAGAACAAAGCCAAAAACAACAGUCUUCUCUCCGGCGACCGACUCGUCGUCAUAUUAUUCCUCCCUCUCUCCCACCCAACUUCUCUCUCUCUCUCUCUCUCUCUCUUCUCUAAUCAUAUCAAAACCCCACAACCAAAUUCUCCAUACACACACAGAAAGAGGUUGGGGCCAAAACGCAGCGUUUCGCAAACCCUAAAUUUGGAAUUCCGAGGCGGCGGCGGCCAUGUGGAACAUCGCGAAGUCGGCGGAGGCGAUGUUCUCGCGGUGGGCCGUCAAGAGAGUCUGCAAGUUCGUGUUGAAGAAGAAGCUCGGCCAGUUCAUUCUCGGCGACAUCGAUGUCGACCAGCUCGACGUCCAGUUCGCCGAGGGCACCAUUCAGCUCAGCGACCUCGCUCUCAAUGUUGAUUUUCUUAACCAGAAGAUUGGUGCGGCAGCAUUGAUGAUGAUAAAAGAAGGAUCUAUUGGUUCGCUAUUAGUUAGGAUGCCGUGGAAGGGGAACGGUUGUGAGGUUGAAGUAAAUGAGCUCGAGCUCGUGCUAGCUCCUUGUACGGAGAAGAAUUCUCCAGCUACAGCUGGAAGUGGUAACCAGAACCAAGAUAGUAGUAACACCGGGAAGUUUGAUGCUGAUAUGAUGGACAGUGCCACGAAAUCAACCAGGGAUGUGCAUGAAGGUGUUAAAACCAUUGCAAAGAUGGUAAAGUGGUUGCUUACCAGCUUCCACGUAAGGAUAAAAAAGUUAAUUGUUGCCUUUGAUCCUUGUUUAGAGAAGGACCGGAAGACAUCCGGGUCUCUUUCAACCUUGGUUCUUCGCAUUUCUGAAGCAGAAUGCGGAACAGGUGUUUCUGAAGAUGCUAAUCAAAACACUGAUGCAAGAACUGUGAACUUUCUGGGGAAUAGUCAACUAACUACCUUUGUCAAGUUUCAGGGAGCAGUACUUGAACUGCUUCAAAUGGAUGAUGUUGAUAAUCAAAAAUUUAAUCCAUCUGUGACAGAGAGAACAUUUGGUGAAUUUAUUUCAGGGGGCCGUCCUCCAGGUGUUACCACUCCGAUAAUGACUGGGAGAAGAGGCGGAUUUUCAGGGAACUUAAAAUUAAGUAUUCCUUGGAAGAAUGGAUCUUUAGACAUAGGGAAAGUGGAUGUAGAUGCUUAUAUUGAACCUGUAGAAUUAAGAUUUCAACCGAGCACCAUCAAAUGGCUUUUACUUGCUUGGGAAGUAUGUAAAAGUAUGGAGAGGGAUCAGAGCAAUUAUGUGCCAACUGAUUCUAUUUUCCUUGAUACAGCAUCUCACUUUGGUUCAGCAAUAUCUGCUUAUUCUGCAACAGAUAAUGUGACGCCAGUUUGUGGUAGUUUGCCCACCGAAUCCGCUUCUUUGACACUUCAAGAAUCAGUUGCUGAGGGUCUGCUACCCGGAUCACGUGUUAUAUCAGAUUGGGUACCAUAUUAUAUCAAUAAAAACAGAAGCAAUGGUACAGAAGAACUUGAUUUUGGGGCAAGUGUGGACCAGUUUUUUGAAUGCUUUGAUGGAAUGAGAAGUUCCCAGUCAGCAUUAGGAAGUAGUGGGAUGUGGAAUUGGACAUGUUCUGUUGUCAGUGCUAUCACAGCUGUAUCCAGCCUUGCUUCUGGAUCUUUGAAUGUUGCCCCUGAACAGCAGCCAGUUGAAACAAAUCUUAAAGCAACUUUAGCUGGGAUUUCUGUUGUAUUUCCUUUCCAAGAUGAAAAUCAGAAUGAUUUGUGUGACACAAAGGGCAAUUUAGGUUCUAAUUCAGAUGUUCUAUACCUAUCUAUGGAAUCCCGAGAUAUCCUUCUUGUUAUGCAGGUGUCAUCUCGGCAUAUGAGGUUUGAAGGAACAAUGGACCAUAUUGAGGUUGCCAAUUACUCAAGUCACAAAGACAGUAACAAGGUUAAAAGCCAAACUUCUUCAAUUCAACAUCUUCAAGCUGAUGUUCUAAGGGUUCUUCCUUUGCAUGCCUCAUCUUCUUAUUCGGCUGAAUCCAAUGGUUUAGCUACUGAAGGUUUUCCAUUUCGAUAUAGGGAUGAUUUAGUCAGAACUACAUUGCUUAGAACUUCAGGUGUCACUUCUUGUCAAUGUACAGUGAGUUCUAGUUCAUCUGAUGGGAGUUCAACUGGGCCAACAUCAUUUUCACUGAAACUGCCACACUUUGUUUUCUGGGUGGACUUCUCUUUAUUAAAUAUCCUAUUAGAACAGUUGAAGGAAAUUGGAAAGACUGUUGAAGUGAAUAGCCAGACUGAAUUUUCUUCGGAGGCUUAUAAUAAGAACCGUGGAUCACCUCAUAGGGAUCUUAGAAGAGCUUCUAGUUGUGUUACAACUUUGUCUUCAACAAAUAGUGUGCAAGGUGAUAUAUUUAUCCCGAAUGCACGGGUAAUUAUCUGUUUACGUUCCAAUGCUGGUGAAAAUACUAGAAGCUUCUCUUCCUGGGAUCAAUUUAUUGCUCUCGAAUUUACUUCACCUUCGACUUGUGAUAAAUGCACAAUUCAAGACCAUGGUCCUACCUUGAAUGCAACUUCAGAGAAAAGGUAUUCUUCAACAGUCACACGUUCUUUACAGUUGAAUGUUGGUGAUCUUGAUGUUUUCCUGGUCAGUUCUCUAAGUAAAGACGAUGCAGAAAUCAGAUCUGGCAAGAUGCAGAGGCUGAAACUUAUGGCACAAAAAGUAAUCUCUGUCACCAACAGAAAAGGCAGUCUUUCUGUCAUUAGUAUGCUUUGGCAAGAGGGUUAUGUGACGGGUCCUUGGAUAGCAAAGAAAGCCAAGUGCCUUGCUACUUUGGAGGAAUCAAGGAGCAUUUCUAAAUUUGUGGGCAAAGAUCAUGAGUUUGCUUCUGUAUCUACUGUGAAAGAUCUUAAGGAUUUAAGCUCCCAGACACGACAAGAGAUUAUUUUGAGCUCUGCAUUUUUUCUAAAUGUUCGUCUACCUGCUGUCACAAUAAAGUUAGACAGUUCCCAAUAUAAAGAGUUGUGUCAUCUUCUGGAUCAAGUGAUGAAUGACAUAUCUAGUGGGGAUCUCGAUUCUGUCAAUGAUAAAGAAGAAUCUUCCAUGCCUCAGACAUCUGUUCUUGUGGACUGUGAUUCUGUUGAAAUAUUGAUUAGCUUGGAUGUAAAGGAGACUGUCCAAGGCUCAAUGCAGAGUGAACUUCCUGGGUCGUGGAAUCGUCUAAGACUGAAAGUUCAGAAGCUUGAAAUGCUAUCUGUUUCGAGUAUUGGAGGUAUUCCAGGCGCCACUUUUUUCUGGCUGGCACAUGGUGAAGGAAAGUUAUGGGGUUCUAUCACUAGUAUUCCUGAUCAGGAAUUUCUUCUGAUCACAUGUAGCAACUCGACAAUGAAACGUGGGGAUGGAGGAGGUUCAAAUGCAUUAUCAUCAAGAUUUGCUGGUUCUGAUAUUGUACAUUUGUGGGAUCCCACAGGUUUUCAUGGCUCUACAUCUAUAACUGUCAGAUGUGCCACAAUUGUUGCUGUUGGGGGUCGCUUGGAUUGGCCAGAUGCACUAUGCUCGUUUUUCAUUAUUCCUGCUGAAAUUGAACAAGCAGAGGAGAAGUGUAAUCAAAAUGACGAAGCACCUCGUGGAUCUUCUUUUGUGCUUAAUUUGGUUGAUAUUGGAUUAAGCUAUGAACCCUACCAAAAGAAUACGGUGGUCAGGAGUGAAGACUCAGAGUCCAGUUAUUCGUCUUUCCAAGGGACAUGUGAAGAAUAUGUUUCUUGUCUUUUGGCUGCAUCUUCCUUGAAUCUUUCAACUUCAACCAUUGAAGGUUCCACAGAAUUGAAUUAUAAAAUUAGAGUGCAAGAUCUUGGGCUUCUUCUUCGUGCAAUGUCAAAGCCUGAGGGUAUUGUUGGUGCUUACAGUGCACAACAUCUUCACAAGAUUGGGUAUGUUAAAGUUGCAAGGGAGGCACUCGUUGAAGCAAAUUUGAGAACUAAUUGUAGAAAUGGUCUUCUCUGGGAGGUAGAAUGUUCAAAGUCUCUCAUUUUUGUGGAAACAUGCCAUGACACAAUGUCUAGUCUGAUUCGCUUGGCUGCUCAAAUCCAACAGCUAUUUGCUCCUGACAUGGAGGAAUCAAUUGCGCAUUUGCAGACGAGAUGGAAUAAAUUUCAGCAGGAACAAGAGUUGAGAGGUUUGGCCGAUGAAAUCAGGAUAUUUGAUAGUGAGUCUCCAACUGCUCAAUUGCACACGUCUGAUCUAGUUACAGAGGGAGAGCCUAAGGUUGUUGGGUUAAUGGAUGAGAUAUCCGAAGAUGCAUUUCGAGAUAACAAUCACACCUACCAAUACGAUUCCUCUGAGUCACAAAUUGGUUUAUCAUCUGAUGAGGAGCUUGGAGAGGCUUGUUACUCUCGUAUUGGAACUCCUGAUGUUUUCUUGCCUGGUCAAUUUUAUGAUGGGUCAGUGCCUUCAGUUGAAUCAGAAAGUAGUCAAACAUCAUUCCUACAAGGUGGUAAUGUUUUGGAAUUAAUUGAAGGGUAUUGCUUAUCUGAGCUACGACCUCUCUCGGAAUUGUCUGUUGGCAGACGAUCAUCUCAGGAGAUUAUGACCAAGUCCAAGCAUACCAGAAUUGGAGAUAGGUCAAAAGAAAAUCAUGGAUGGUAUGGCACAUCCAUAAAUAUUUUGGAAAAUCAUAUUCCAGAAACGAGUAGAAGUAGUAAGAAACAAUUUGUCGAAGACAAGCUUCCUUCUACUGGCGGUACAAAUUGCAUUGAUCUAGGGAAAGUCAUUGGACGUGUACUUCUUAAGAACAUUGAUGUUAGAUGGAGAAUGUUUGCUGGCUCUGACUGGCAUGAUUCUAGAGCAACUGGGCAGCGGUCGGGGGAUAUUAGUGGAAGGGAUGCUACUGUAUGCCUGGAGUUCUCACUAUGUGGGAUGGAAUUUCAAUAUGACGUUUACCCAGUUGGUGAAAUCUGUGUCUCCAAGCUCUCUCUUUCGGUUGAAGACUUUUAUCUAUAUGAUAAGAGCAAAGAUGCUCCUUGGAAACUUUUGCUAGGAUAUUACCAUUCAAAGGAUCGUCCUCGGAAAUCAUCUUCAAAAGGAUUCAAGCUGGACUUAGAAGCGGUCAGACCAGAUCCUCUGACACCUCUGGAAGAGUAUAGGUUGCGAGUCGCAUUCCUUCCCAUGUUACUGCAUCUUCACCAGUGCCAGCUUGAUUUUCUCAUUGGCUUCUUUGGGGCAAAGAGCUCUUCAGUUGAUCAGUCUUCUGGUUGUUAUCAAGAUUCAGAUGGUUCAAAAGUGUUGCCAACAAAGAGUAAUAAUCUUGCAGGGCAUGCCAUUGCAGAGGAAGCAUUUCUUCCUUACUUUCAGGAAAGUUUUAUUUCUAAGUUCGAUAUAUGGCCUAUCCUUGUUAGGGUGGACUACAGUCCUAGCCGUGUUGAUCUGGCAGCAUUAAGAGGCGGGAAGUACGUAGAACUUGUAAAUCUUGUCCCAUGGAAGGGGGUAGAGCUGCAACUUAAACAUGUUCAUGCUGUUGGCAUUUAUGGCUGGGGCAGUGUAUGUGAAACAAUUAUAGGGGAGUGGUUAGAAGACAUCUCUCAAAAUCAGAUUCAUAAAAUAUUGCGAGGUCUUCCUACCAUUCGGUCAUUGGUUGCUGUUGGUUCGGGUGCAGCGAAGCUGGUUUCUUUGCCAGUUGAGCACUAUAGGAAGGACAAGAGGGUACUGAAGGGAAUGCAAAGAGGUACAAUUGCAUUUCUUAGAAGUAUUUCUCUUGAAGCUGUUGGUCUUGGAGUACAUUUAGCAGCUGGGGCUCAUGAUAUUUUGCUCCAAGCUGAAUGUUUGCUAACAAGCGUUCCUCCUUCUGUACCUUGGUCCGGACCACAUAAAGUAAAAUCCAGUGCUAGAUCCAAUCAACCUAAAGAUGCCCAACAAGGAAUUCAUCAGGCAUAUGAAAGUCUCAGUGAUGGUUUGGGGAAAUCUGCUUCUGCCUUGGUUCGGAUGCCCCUGAAGAAAUACCAACGUGGAGCUGGUGCUGGAUCAGCUCUGGCAUCUGCUGUUCGGGCAGUCCCUGCAGCUGCUAUAGCUCCAGCUUCUGCUUGUGCAAGUGCUGUACAUUGUGCUCUUCUUGGCUUCAGAAAUAGCCUUGAUCUGGAGCGUAAGAAAGAGUCCAUGGAGAAAUAUCUAGGUCCCCCUCAGCCAUGGGAACAAAACUGAUGGUUUAUUUAAUGGUGACUAAACUUUUGAGCUACUGCUCCCCUGGGGUAUAGUGGGAUCAGUAAUGACCUGUCUAUCUCUGUACUAAGACCGAUCCAUCUUGCGAGUUGAACUUGCUGGUAUGUGGUAUCUUGCAAGUUGAACUUGCUGGUAUAUGGGAUCAAGCAACGGUGAAUGAUUGGUUCAAGAUGUACAGUUACGAUAAGAAGAUACCCAUUGUGUGAAUCAAACUUGGUGGGAUACUGACUCCAACAAAAGUUGUACAGGUACUGGAACGAUUGCUUCAAGGUGUACAGUUAGUGGAACUAUCAGAUUCGUUCCAUUGCAACAAGAUUGUAGGUAGUGUACAGAGGCCUUUACUAUAGUGACAGUCCUUGUAGAUAUGAGUUCUUGUUUCGAGUGAAUUGUAGAUAUUUGAUUGAGUGGCAUAGUUAGUUAGAUUCCCAUUGUUAUUCUUUCAAAGUUGUAAAUAUUCAUUCAAAAAUUAUUUAUCACUGAGCUGUGCUGGUAGUUGACUAUAUGCUCUUUGUUGGUCUUCAAAAGUCAGAAGUGCAUGGGUGCAUGCAAGUAUAACAACCUUGAUCUUUCUUAGGAUUGUGUAAUGCUAUUUCAAAUCUAUAGACUUAUCAUUGAAAAAGGACUUGGAGAUGGAUCCAGUUGGAUGUAAGGAAGAGGUUAGGAUUUUGAUAUUAGCGGUUGUUGCAAGACCUAUGGAUGAAAUGGAGCUGUCUUUGCCAGACGAGCUUUAUUCUUGUGGAUUUUUCAAGCUAUAUACACCUGGUCAGUAACUAAGCA